GUGGAAACUGGCAAAGGAUCGAUAUUUCCAGCAACCUUCCAUGAGACUACAAAAGGUCCUGAUGCAUACAUUCGACGCAUUCGAGAACGGGCUUCUUUAAGGGACCUCAAUUGGAAGAAUAGAUUCCUUGAGACAUAUGAUACUGAGUCUGACCAAUUCAUUAUUGCUCAUGUUUCUAGGGGUAAAAAAUAUUUGAAAUAUAUUGAAUCAUUGCGAAACAAAUCUGACGAGGAACUCUGUAAUACUUAUUUCACUGUUCCGGUUCAAGCGAUUCCUCAUAACAUACGUGAAAUAAGAAGUGAUUUGGAAGAGCUAUUCCAAGUUCCAGACCGGGAAAUGGUAUUUCCAUCCAAAAGACCUCGAAUAUUUUUUAGAUCCACUAGUGGGGGUUGGACCAUGAGAACCCUUGAACAUAUGCAAAUAAUCAAGAGAACCGCUGACGAGAGAUGAGGCUGGUCCAAGGAGAUGCAAUAUUCAAUACCCAACUAAACUUUGAUUAAACAUCGUGAUAAUAUGUGAUGUAUUACUAUUUUAAUAAUAAUGUCGC
Messenger RNA from Cuscuta epithymum, 547 nucleotides. NCBI's taxonomy places the organism in Eukaryota, Viridiplantae, Streptophyta, Magnoliopsida, Solanales, Convolvulaceae. The record is from the annotation of a GenBank genome assembly.